Messenger RNA from Amoebophrya sp. A25, 499 nucleotides. The record is from the annotation of a GenBank genome assembly. NCBI's taxonomy places the organism in Eukaryota, Dinophyceae, Syndiniales, Amoebophryaceae.
ACCCGCAGCAUCAUGCACAGCAGCCCUACUUUGACCAGGAUCAGGCACAGCCAGUGCCGUACGUACCACGUGGCAAUUUGGUGAUGGGAGCGCCUCCACGACAGCAGCAGGUACAGCCAUCUUCUCCACCACAACCGAUGCAAGAGGAGCAGCAUGGGCAACAGGCGGGAAGUCCUUCUUUACAUGAACAUGACGAAGAUCCUUCUGACCUUCCUCCAGAACGACAAGGGCAACAUCCUCCAGAACGAGAAGGGCAACAUCCUCCAGAACGACAAGGGCAACAUCUUCAAGGACUAACUCUCCCAGAGAUUCCGCCUUUCCCCUUCCCGGACGCGUGUCAGGAAGAUCAUCCGUUGGACUCGCCAUUGGGAGAGAACAAGCGAGGUCCAUUGGUAUCAAAUGACGACAAGGCGCAAGCAGAAGAAGAUCAUCUGCAGCAAACUUCAGCUAAAAAACAAAAACGGGUGUUGCCACCUUUUCCUGCCAUGGUUAAUACUCU